UCUCAUAAUACCCAUAUUUUGGACCAUUUGGACCCCCUCAAAAACACCGAUUUUACCGACAUUAUGACUCUGUAUGAUCCCAAAGAGGUGGCAGCCCACAACCAUAAAGAUAGCUUGUGGGUUGUACACAAAGGAAGUAUCUACGAUGUGACAGAAUUUUCUGAAAUUCACCCCGGUGGCCGGGAGUAUUUGCUCGAAUAUGCCGGUGGAGUUGAAGAUGUCCAGGAAGUGAUCAAGGAUAAAAAUGUUCACAUUCACUCAAAAGCAGCGUACAAUAUAUUGAAGCGUAAUUAUAUUGGGAAAAUGAAAACUGCUGUCAUAAAUGAUAAGAACCAAAAUGCAACUACAGUGGGGAAUGGAAAGGGACCAAACGGAGUGGUUAGUAAUGGUAAUGGUGUCGCUCAUCACGACACUGACAGUGAUGAGGAGGAAGAUUUGACAUCUAUGCAGGGAUACAAAGAGGAGGAGCUCAUCGACUGGAAGAAACCAAUAUACUGGCAAGUAGGAACGUUAGGAGAACAAUAUAAAGAUUGGGUGCACAACCCUGUGGAUAAACCCCUCCGUCUGUUUUAUUCCGACUUCUGUGAGUUCUUCAGUAUGGCUCCAUGGCAGCUGAUUCCAAGCCUCUGGAUACCCAUUGCCAUAAUUUUCAUAUACAUGUCAUACUGCAGUUUCCUUACUGCUGGACAAGUCGACUUUUUGGGCAUGAAGCUUGGCCUCUCGUCUCUCCCCAUCAUCUUCCUAAGUGGACCACUCUUCUGGACGUUGUUUGAGUACACAAUCCAUCGAUGGAUAUUCCACAACAACCCACCCUCCUGGUCGCCGUUCCUGAUUAGGAUGCAUUUCAUUAUGCAUGGACAGCAUCACAAGUGUCCUUUCGAGAGAUUUCGAUUGGUGUUUCCACCCGUCCCUGCAUCCAUAUUUGCUGUGUCUAUCUAUGCUAUCUACAUGUUGUCAUUACCAAAACCUGUGGCAGAGGCGAUAAGUGCUGGUACUCUAGUGGGUUACAUCAUGUAUGACAUGACUCACUACUACUUACACCAUGGUUCACCAACCCGGUCGAAUCCUAUCGGCAAAUAUUUCACACGGAUGAAAAACUACCAUGUGAGGCAUCACUUUGAAAACCAGCUGAAAGGUUUUGGUAUCUCCAGUAAAUUUUGGGAUUAUCCUUUCCAAACUCUGAUCAAGGAGCAUCAGAGGUAAAUCUUCAGGGGCUGACAUAACCAACAGGAUGGAGUAGAUAUCCCUAAUUGCUCGCUGACAUCAAUAAUUUGAAGCAGUUGCAACCAAUUGGAAGCAGUAGAUAUUGUUAAUUGGUUGCAGACGUCAAUAAUUUAAAACCGAUGUAACCAAUUGGUAGCAGCACACGUUCCUGAUUGGUAAAACAGAUGUGAAAAAAGUCUCCACAAGAAUCGUACUUAUCUUUGAAUCUCCUGAAGUAUUUCUCAUAGUUUGGCAGCUUUAGAGUUUAAAUUUCUAUGUAAUUUGAUAAAACCUUUUGAUGAAAAAUCUUGGAAAAAAAGAAGACCAUUAUCAGUUCAUGUGACUUCUUCUGAUUUUGCUGAUGAAAAUGUGAUGUUGCUGAUAAUAUCGAAAGUUUUACAUGUACUUACCCGUUGGCAAGAUGAAUGAGAAUGCACUGUGAUGGAGAGUGAUCAUUUUCUUUUCAAUUCUAAGUAAUUGUUUGACGUUCUUUAUUUUAAUCGCUUCCAUCAAUCACAGUUGCAUUUUUUUGUCAUUUUAUUAUACUGCCAAAUUGCUGACAGUUCAGAGCAUUCUCUUAAACAAAACAAAAUUGAAAACCGUUCAAAUUUCAUGAAGUAAUUACAGUCAAAAUCGAAAUUGUAAUCCCUAAAGUCACGUCAGUUGCGUGUAAGUUUUGCAUGAGCUGCCCGCAAUCUGUGCUCUACCCAGCUCUUCAGUUGCAGGUAAUGUGACGUCAUGUGGCAUGGUGUGAAUUUUCACUCGUUUGGAGUAUUCCCAAUCAUGAAUCUUGAGAUAAAAUCGUGAUAGAAGGCUCAAAUUUUACCCAAAUCCUGUUAGAAGUUUAAAGUAGACCCAAUUAUAAUUGACCUAGCCGAUAAGAUUAAAAUGUAGUCAUUGCUUUCACCAAGGUGUGUGUAGGUGACACUUCAGUUGCGCGUCACUUACGCGCAGCAGAAGGGAUGUCAGUUGAGAUUAUGACUGUAGGGCUUCAGAUCACAGGCAGAUAUUUUACGGUUACUUUUAAAAUUUGCAGAAAUUUCCUUCAAAAUACUGUGCUGAUGUAACGAAAUACCUGCCCGAAAUUUUUCAACGAUUUAGAAACCUUAGUUAUGUUUUUGUGUACAUGAUUUGCUGUACUUGGUUUUCUUUAUCUGUGGCGAAACUUAUUUGUUUCCCAUUGUUUUCACGUCUGGAGGGUGUUAAACUCUAUUUUCCUGUGUAGACACUGGUAGUUAAAGGGACACUUUAGGCAGGAAUUUGGGGUAAAUGGUGGUCUCCAAGUGACUAAUUUGCGCAUUACGGUAAUUGAAUCUUGUUUGACUUUCUGAUAAAGUUAUUUCUCUUGAGUAUUACCAGUGUACUGCGAAACAGGAGUGACACCUAUUGGUGACUUCAUGUAACUUAAUCUGACCCACCUGGCUCCUGCCUGUGGUCUCCCUUUAAAGGAAGUCUAUAUGGAGGAGCCAGAUAGCCAGAAGAGGUGCCAGAAAUUGCUGAAUGGGGUUUCUCCCAUCUGACAGUGGAGAAAAACUAUUCAUACUUGUACAGAGAAUAUUUUUGGUGAUGAAUCAAGUACGACCCAGCCCCAAACUGUGCAUAUUAGUCACCUGAAGGUGAAGAACUUGACCAUAUAACUCCUGCCUAUCGUCCCCUUUAGUGAAGAAGAAAAAUCCAUUCAGGAUUGUGGGGAUGCGAGUAAAGAGGGUUUGACUACACCAUUCACCACUUUCUGUGGUCAUUAUUGUACAGUAGGACCUUUCUCCGCAGAUUCCAUGACUUCGAAUCUUUUUAAUGAUAUUCCCAUUGUGUAUCUUUUCUUCGUGUCAGUGCCUUGAAUGGCACCAACCUGUGUUCUUGUUUUUUAAUGUGGCUGACUCUCCCAAUUUUAUUAGACAUUAUGCAACAUACAAGUCUUCUAAAACUUCACAUGCUGUUUUAUGGUUUUACUUGGUUGGAAUGGGGAUAUUCAGUUUCACCACAAUGUAUGCUUAGUUACUUGUAGAGUGAAGCUUACCGGCAGGGCAGCAUUCAGUGACGAAUUGAUACUGCUAACAUUUGUAUAAAAUAUUUGUAUUUUAGUGAGUAGAUUAUAACACAUUGCAGAAGAAUUGUAAUCAAUAUAUAAGAAUCCAUCCACUUAGUACCUCAUGUAUUGCAUAUCAAAGGUUCAAGGGCCGAGUUUUAAGGUCAAGUUCAUCUGUUUAUCUUUUGCCACCUUCCGCGAGCAGGAAUUUAGAACUUUUAGGUAGAGCCUGAUCUGACGUCUGCUGGAGAAAAUGUGGCGAAUGCAUUACCUUUGCGAUUGCCAACUUUGAAACUGUCAAGUCAUCAUUCUUCCCUCGUUGUAAAUAGUUUCAAAGUACGUACUCGGCCGAAGGCAGUAACAAGGCUAACCCAAUUGGUGCCAAACCCAAGUGGCAUGGAAUUAUGCUCAUCGUGCCUUGGAGGAGAACCACUCCCUGAAGAAUAACAACUCCCAGUGUAGAGCUAAUGAUGUAGAAGCUGAAGAUGUACAUGCAAGUGAGAGUAUUGGCUCUUUGACCAGUCCUUAAAAAUUGACUGAAAAAUCGCAACAUAUUACAUGUUUUCAAAAAACCUAGCAGGUGUUUUCUCUCGAGGUAUUGAAAAAAGUCUGAUAACGUCAGAUUAGAUUUUGAAUUCAAAAUGAAUUUUAACGAAAGACCAGAACUUCGAGCUCUUGAAAGUUUGAUGUGCAGUAUGCGAUAUGUAUCUUGAUUGUUGUAAAAUAUUUUUUCGUGUUUAUAUUUAUUGGUAUAGGAAGAAUUAAAGCUUUUUCGAGGUAUGUUGAGGAGCUGCACCAAUCAUAACUGAUCUGACAAAUGUAUGUACAGUCUUGAGCAUUAUUAGAAAAUGUAACGGCUCCGAGAUGUAAUCUUAUAAAAAGAUUGCUCCAUGUACGUGGCAGGAAACCUUCGACGUUCAAUGGUGCCAUUGCACGUGCCUCAUUUUACUUAUGGUCAAGACUGUCCUUGUACUUUUCUCCGAAUUUUAGACAUAUGAUUUCAGUCAAAUGUAUAGUUACAAACCCUUCAACUCUGUUUGGGGUUUCUUCCCCACCUGAUCUAUGCAAAAGCUUAUUUUUAGCAUUGAUCUGUCCAUUGUCUUUAUUUGACAUGUAUUCUUUACAAAUUCUCUUCCACAUUCCUUCGUUAUAGACGUUUUAUUACUUGUUAUUUAUUCCAUCUGCCUCACUUUCAGUAUCAGUAUUUCAUUUGUUAGUGUUGAUCAAUGUAUAUUCGUGUUCUCCCUGGCUUUGAUUUGAACACAUCAAACUUACCGGCGUUCUCACAAGUUUUUCACGCUGACACCUUUUUAGCUCACCUCUUAGCAGAGGUGAGCUUAUCCCAUACCGUGGCGUCCGUCGUCCGUCGUCGUCGUCGUCGUCGUCGUCGUCGUCGUCGUCGUCGUCGUCGUCCGUCGUCCGUUAGCAGGGCACGUUUCGUAACUGUUAGAGCUAUUGAGUUGAAACUUGGUACACAUGUACCCUUAUGUAAUGACACCUUGGAGACCAAGUUUCGGUCCGAUUCGUUUCAUGGUUUGGCCACCAGGGGGCCAAACGUUAAAAGUGAAAAUAUGCAAUAUCUCCC
Messenger RNA from Lineus longissimus, 4814 nucleotides. RefSeq names its product fatty acid 2-hydroxylase-like. Gene Ontology annotation, biological process: lipid biosynthetic process; fatty acid metabolic process. Gene Ontology annotation, cellular component: membrane; endoplasmic reticulum. Gene Ontology annotation, molecular function: iron ion binding; fatty acid 2-hydroxylase activity. NCBI's taxonomy places the organism in Eukaryota, Metazoa, Nemertea, Pilidiophora, Heteronemertea, Lineidae. The record is from RefSeq and is a predicted model, not a curated record. The coding region runs from base 64 to 1203 and encodes 379 amino acids. The transcript has 7 exons.